Messenger RNA from Haemonchus placei, 339 nucleotides. NCBI's taxonomy places the organism in Eukaryota, Metazoa, Nematoda, Chromadorea, Rhabditida, Trichostrongylidae. The record is from the annotation of a GenBank genome assembly.
AUGAACAUCGAUUCGUACAAAAGCCUAACAGCCCAAAUCGGACGUUUGCGAUUGAGAAGAUAUGGCUCAACCCCAGCUCUAACCAUCUUCGUUGUCUACGCACCAACAUCGAGCUACGAAGAAGAGGAGUUGAAUUCGUUUUAUGUGGAUCUGGAGAGGCUCUACAGAGAAGACCACACUUUCUUCAAGGUCAUCGUCGGUGAUUUUAACGCCAAGUUUGGCCCUAGAAGAACGGGUAAUGAGCUUGUCAUCGAACUCACGGAUUGGAAUGAGCAGAGGGAAAGGCUGCCCGAGUUUAUCCUGUCGACCCACUCCAUCCAUGGUAACUCGCUAUUCUAG